AAUGGGGUUAAACUAUCUCUUAAUUGAUACUAAUAGUCAAGAAGCUGAUAAAAAUAGAAUGAAGCAGCACCCACAACUUCAAGAAAAUCAUUCAAAAAGCGACAAAAAUGAAAUCUGUGAAACGGGACAGUUACAGGAGCAUGGAAAUACGUCAAAUGCUAACAUAAGUAUAUUGGAAGAAUUUGAUAUCGAUAUUGAUAGCAUUAUUAAUGCUGAAAUCGUAAAUAUGUCAGACGAGAGAGUGCUUGAAAUAUACAAAAAUUUAACCGAAUCUUUAGAAAAUGAGUAUAGAGAAUAUACACUACAAGAACAACAGCAGCAGCAACAACAACAAGAUCAAGUUCAACAGCAGCAGCAACAACAACAACAACCACAACAGCAGCAGCAACAACUACAACUACAACAACAACAAAUUGAUUUAAUUGAUUUAACAGAGUUGCAAGAAGAGAAUAAAGGUGAUCUUAGUCAUGAAAAAUUCAUGCAAUUCUGGUCGAUAAUUAGUUCAUCAGUUAUUGAAAAAUUAACUGAAAAGAUAGAAGAUUCGGUAAAAAGACUACAGCAGCAAAAUAAUAAUAUAUUGAGUGAACUUAUAAAAAUGAACAAACAUUUAGAAUCAUUCUUGCAAUUAUCAAUCACACAACAACUUCAGAAACAGCAGAAAGGAAAGAAACGGAGAUAAGCUGAAAGUAAACCAAAAAAUUGUAAAAAACUAAAAAAGAUGAAGGUAAUCAUGAACAAAUUUUAAGAGAAAUUCAAAAAGUAGCCUCAAAUGUUCCUCAAAUGAUAAAAGAUUUCUUCAAGAUAAUACUACUGAUACGCUUGCCUGGGGGCACUAUAAAAUAUUACAAAAUGGGAAACGUCUGAUUCCAGCAAAGAGAAGCGUGUACGAUUCAAGGAAGAACCAACCAUACACUUGAUGUAUAAAUGGAAAUUUGCGCAUCAUGAAGCUCGAUGUGGCAAGUGCGAGCAGGUUGCACGUGAUCGAGAACGUUUUAGGAGAAGAAUUUUACAAAUAAAUGAAAUUAUAUUGCCAGUACUUGUAAAA
This is a messenger RNA of Nasonia vitripennis (jewel wasp), 1045 nucleotides long. Its product is annotated as serine/threonine-protein kinase pakD-like. The transcript is spliced from 2 exons. Bases 2 to 679 code for a protein of 225 amino acids. NCBI's taxonomy places the organism in Eukaryota, Metazoa, Arthropoda, Insecta, Hymenoptera, Pteromalidae. The record is from RefSeq and is a predicted model, not a curated record.